CACAAGCGCGAGCCUCAAGAGCUGCGUUUGAUUUGGAUCAAUACCCAAGCGACCAACAAAAAGAGCUCCGAACAUGGGUGACAAGAAGGAAGAGUUCAAGGCAGGUAUUAUGGACCGCAAGCGGUCGCCGAACCGUCUGGUGGUUGACGAGGCCACAAACGAUGACAACUCGGUCAUUGCUUUGAGCAUGGCGAAGAUGGAGGAGCUACAGCUCUUUCGCGGCGACACGGUGCUUAUUAAGGGCAAAAAGGGACACGACACUGUCUGUGUGGUGUUGCAGGACGAGACAGUUGACGACAACAAUGUCCGUAUGAACAAGGUGGUGCGUAAGAACCUGCGCGUGCGUCUGGGCGACGUCGUGGGCAUCCACACGUGCGGCGACGUGCCCUACGGCAAGCGCAUCCACGUUCUACCAAUUGACGACACGAUCGAGGGUGUGUCAGGCAACUUGUUCGACGUGUACCUUAAGCCCUACUUCGUAGAGGCCUACCGUCCCGUCAAGAAGGGUGAUCUCUUCCUUGUGCGUCAAGCGAUGCACCCUGUGGAGUUUAAGGUCGUGGAGACGGAGCCUGCUCCGUACUGUAUCGUCGCUCCGGACACAAUUAUCCACUGUGAGGGCGAACCAGUGCGUCGUGAGGACGAAGAGAAGAUGGACGAGGUCGGAUACGAUGAUAUCGGCGGCUGUCGGCGUCAGAUGGCUCAGAUUCGAGAGAUGAUUGAGCUGCCUCUGCGUCACCCGACGUUGUUUAAAACACUGGGUGUCAAGCCUCCGCGUGGUGUGCUGCUGUACGGUCCUCCGGGCUCUGGUAAGACGUUGAUCGCUCGUGCUGUAGCCAACGAGACUGGCGCGUUCUUUUUUCUGAUCAAUGGCCCCGAGAUCAUGUCCAAGAUGGCUGGAGAGUCUGAAAGUAACCUGCGUAAAGCCUUUGAAGAAGCCGAGAAGAACGCCCCGGCUAUUAUCUUCAUCGAUGAGAUCGACUCGAUCGCCCCGAAGCGUGAGAAAACCAAUGGAGAAGUGGAACGUCGUAUUGUGUCGCAGUUGCUGACGCUUAUGGACGGACUGAAGCAACGCGCCAGUGUCGUGGUGAUCGGCGCAACGAACCGUCCCAACAGUAUGGACCCUGCUUUGCGUCGCUUUGGACGCUUCGACCGUGAGAUUGAUAUUGGCGUCCCGGAUGAGAACGGACGUCUCGAGAUCUUCCGUAUCCACACGCGUAACAUGAAGCUGGACGACGAUGUGGACCCGGAGAUGAUUGCUCGUGAUACGCAGGGCUUUGUGGGAGCCGAUAUGGCGGCGCUGUGCACGGAGGCGGCCCUGCAGUGUAUCCGCGAGAAGAUGGAUGUGAUCGAUAUUGAGGACGAGACUAUUGACGCCGAGAUCCUGGAUGCUAUGGCUGUCACUCAGGCCCACUUCAAGUACGCGCUGGGUGUGUCCAACCCGUCGUCUCUACGUGAGACGACGGUGGAGGUGCCGACAGUCACGUGGAAGGACAUCGGUGGACUGGAGAGUGUCAAGCGCGAGCUGCUGGAGCUGGUACAGUACCCCGUGGAACACCCGGAGAAGUUUGAGAAGUACGGACUCAGUCCGUCCAAGGGUGUUCUCUUUUAUGGUCCGCCUGGUUGCGGUAAAACGCUGCUGGCUAAGGCUGUGGCUAACGAAUGCCAAGCCAACUUCAUCUCCAUUAAGGGUCCGGAGCUAUUGACCAUGUGGUUCGGUGAGUCCGAAGCUAACGUCCGUGAGGUGUUCGACAAGGCUCGUGGUGCUGCUCCCUGUGUGCUGUUCUUUGAUGAGCUAGACUCGAUCGCGCAGCAGCGUGGCAGCAGCUCGGGUGAUGCUGGAGGCGCUGGCGACCGUGUGAUGAACCAGCUUCUAACAGAGAUGGACGGUAUGGGUGCUAAGAAGAACGUGUUCAUUAUCGGAGCCACGAACCGCCCCGACAUUAUCGACCCCGCUCUCAUGCGUCCUGGCCGUCUGGAUCAGCUUAUUUUCAUCCCCAUGCCGGACUUUGAGUCGCGUCUAAGCAUUCUGCGCUCGGUGUUGCGUAAAAGUCCCGUGUCCAAGGAGGUAGACCUGAACUUCUUGGCUCAGCAGACGGACAAGUUCUCGGGCGCUGAUCUGACGGAGAUCUGCCAGCGUGCUGCCAAGCUGGCGAUCCGUGAGAGUAUUGCCCGUGACAUGGAGCGCGACCGCCUCCGUGCCGAGGCUGGGGACGAGAUGGAAGAUAUCGAGGAGGAGGACCCGGUGCCUGAGAUUACGCCGCGCCACUUCGAGGAGGCCGUGCGCAACGCGCGCCGCUCGGUCAGUGACCGCGACUUGGCUCAAUACUCGACCUUCGCACAGACGCUACAGCAAGCACGUUCGCAUGUGACUGCGGGUGGAACUUCGUUAGCCAACUUUUCGUUCCCUGGCCGUAACGUCAAUGCUGGUGUUGCCGGUGGUGCUGCCGACGCUGCUGCCGAAGAGGACGAGGAGGAUCUCUACAGCUAAGCGAUAUGUAUCUGGCAACGUGUACUAGCAGCAAGAACCGAGGGAGAGUCGAUUAUCAGGGUGAAGAGGUUCUAGAGCGAGUGCGAGCAGGAAAUGACUUCUAAUACACUAUUGCCAUGCUUGUUGAAUCAA
Molecule: messenger RNA, 2620 nt
Organism: Phytophthora infestans T30-4
Lineage: Eukaryota; Oomycota; Peronosporomycetes; Peronosporales; Peronosporaceae
Product: cell division control protein 48
Exons: 3
Coding region: 74-2488 (804 amino acids)
Biological process (GO): retrograde protein transport, ER to cytosol; autophagosome maturation; mitotic spindle disassembly
Cellular component (GO): nucleus; VCP-NPL4-UFD1 AAA ATPase complex; cytosol
Molecular function (GO): ATP binding; polyubiquitin modification-dependent protein binding; ATP hydrolysis activity
Source: RefSeq, a predicted model, not a curated record